GCAAUAUCGCGACACUGCGCAGCAUUAUAUACGAACGCACGCAGCAACGCACUGGGCAUUUGGAGUUUGCGAUGACGACCGCAGGACGAGACGCCAAAGACUUGCUCAUUACAACGAAGCGAGCGAUCGUGACCAAAGUUCAAACGCGCCACAAGGCUAACGAGACGUUUCUCCAGCAUGAUUUGGAGAACGACUACGACUAUAUGGUCAAGACGACGGACCCAAUCUUUGCGGACGCCCUAGAGGCCAUUGUGCAGCACAAGCCGGAGCAAGUCGCGUCGUACCUGGCCGACUUUAUGGUGGGCGGUGAAAUCGACCUCAUGAAGUUCAAGCGUUCGCAACUGCAAACGCAGUUUUACUUUGACCGCAAAGUCCGAGACGUCAUGUCGCUCGCGAUCGGCGCUGUGAUCCAAGAUCGUCCGACCGACGUCCGCGCCUACUUGGCCGAUUUCUUCCAGAAACGCAGCAAUGACUAUUGAAGCGUGAUAUACACAGCUAUAAAACUACAAUAUGAAUAAAGGCAUUCACGAUCGUCUGG
Molecule: messenger RNA, 538 nt
Organism: Saprolegnia diclina VS20
Lineage: Eukaryota; Oomycota; Saprolegniomycetes; Saprolegniales; Saprolegniaceae
Exons: 4
Coding region: 72-479 (135 amino acids)
Source: RefSeq, a predicted model, not a curated record